AUGAGGGCCCUGAUCGUCGUUACAGUUCUCCUACCAGCCGUAUCAUCUUUAUUGUUAUACGGCUGCACACUCACCGACAAUCUAUGCGAAGAAAAUGAAACCUGUUAUCCAGAUGGAGUUUUCGGACAAUGUUUUUCACCUGUCUAUGGUGUCCCAGAACCAACUGUUUUAACAGAGCUGGAUGAAGCUCAACUUGAGCUUCUUCGCCUUGAGUUGUUAAGAAUUUACAAAGCCGGUAAUGAGUGGGCUGAUGAGCAAACACAAUGUGUUUUGGCUUAUUACAAGCUAUCCAUGUCAUACGAUCUUCUGUACGAUCCGAACUUCUGCCAAGUUCAUAACCCAGCCAAAGUCUGGGGAUUAUUACAGUUGAUUGGUAUGGGCUUAAAUGUAGACAACUCAGUUGAAGAUGAAGUCAAUCCACAACAAGUUUUACUUCUCGAUGAUGAAGUUGGUGAUGAAAGAUCUCAGUAUGAUCGAGAUGCACCAGCAGUUGAAGAAGUUGAAAUGCUUGUUCCUCUGGUUCCAACAGACGACGAAGUUCCAGAAGACGAGAUUCAACAGAUCAUUCAACAACUCAAUGAGCCAUUACCAGAGAUCGAUCUUGAAGAAUAUGUUAAUCAAGACGAUACAAUUGAUCCAACAGUCGAACAGUACAUGGAAAAAAUCGUUAAAAACGAAGAUCCAGAUCUAUCACAGCUGUCAGAUAGUCAGCUUAAUGAAUUAAUAUCACGUCUCUUCACAUUAAAAGAUAAUUUAAGUAUAGCUGAAUCAGCUGAUGAGCAACCUGAAGAAGUUGGAGAAGCUGAAGAAGCUAUAACACUUGAUAACUCAGCAUUAGCUGAUCAGCAACAAGUACUAAAGAAAGAUGCUGAAGAAGUUGGAAAUGUUGAAAUGGGCUUGGAUAAUACAGUCCAUAAGAUAGUUAAAGGACGUAACAGUGGAAUAACUCGUGUGGUCGGCAAUCGAGUCUAUUUAAAGGUUAACAUAAAAGCUGAACAGCAGCUGUAUCCAUUGAUCGAGUUCCUUCAAAAUACUAUUGCUUUACCUAAUAAUCUUAUCUUUGACGAUUUUCAAUUUGAUCAGGGUCAAUUGUCAAUGAGAAUCAACCGAUUAGAAGGUGUUAAAGCUCCAAAAGACAAACGAAUUGAUUCUGUUGAAGGAGUUGCCAAAGCUGUUUACAAACGUCGAAAAGAUAUAGCUCGAUUUUCUGGAGCUGAAGUAGCUGAAACUGGCAUCGGAAUCGGAUCGGAGUCCGUACCCGUAGAAUCAGCUGAGCGUGACUGGAUUUUCAAGCCAAUCCUCAUCGUCUGCGGUCUGACGAUUACUGCUCUCAUUUCAGUUCUCUCUAUUCAUUUAUAUAAGAAUCGACGAUAUUAUCAUCAGAAUAUCAAGCAAAUGGCUUCUAGCUUUGACACUAAAGCUAACUUGACCUACCAAGACAUCUGCCGUCAACGAGUUGGUCAAGAGCCAAAUUCUGGCCGAGCCAGUAAAAGCAGCUCAACCAGUAGCUGGUGUGGAGAUGAAGCACAACAGCCAACUAUCGAUAUUGGCACGGGACAUGUUGUCAUGAAUUUCUUACAAGAGAUGUUGGCUGAUCCAUCUCGCAUGGAGGCUCAAUGGGAUUCCAUUAACACAUACUGUAAUUUAACGAAGGAAAAAAAUAUUGGAGCACAAUAUACAAACAAAAAUCGAUCAAUAAUUCCAUUUGAUGAGAAUUUGGUUCCCAUCGAAGCUUGGAAGAAUGAAACAGCUUAUAUAAACGCCAGCUUCAUCUAUGAUGAUGAUCCAAAACAACCUGUCUAUAUGGCAGCUCAAACACCACAAGCUGAUGAUAUGGUUGGGUUCUGGCAAGCCAUAUGGCAACACGGUGUCUGCUUAAUCGUUAAUUUAACUGACACUGAUGAAAUCAGACAAGACAAAAACUAUUGGCCCGCAGAGGGAAGUCAAUUACAUGGACCAUUUGAGAUUCACUUGGUUUCUGAACAUAUUUGGAGUUCAGAUUACAUGGUUCGAUCAUUCUAUUUAAAGAAUCUUCAAAAUAAUGAAACACGCACAAUCACACAAUUCCAUUAUAUUAACUGGCCCAAGGAUUCAACUCCAUCAUCGGCUAAGAGCUUAUUGGAAUUCAGAAGAAAAGUCAAUAAAUCCUAUCGUGGACGAUCAUCACCAUUACUUGUUCAUUCGUUGGAUGGAUGUGGACGUACAGGAGUUUACUGUGCCGUUGAUCUUCUUUGUAACCGUCUGCUACGAGGUGUUCGUCAGAUUGACGUUGUCGCUUCGGUCGAACAUUUGCGCGAUCAACGAGAUGGAAUGGUUCGUACUGGUGAUCAGUUCCGCUUCAUAUAUGGUAGUGUAGCACAAGAAGUUUCUAUGCUAAUUAAGAAGAAAGAUCCAUAA
Molecule: messenger RNA, 2397 nt
Organism: Auanema sp. JU1783
Lineage: Eukaryota; Metazoa; Nematoda; Chromadorea; Rhabditida; Rhabditidae
Source: the annotation of a GenBank genome assembly